AUGCGCCAAGGUCAUGUAUAUAUAUGUAGGUGGAUGGAGAUGGGCCCUUUUUCCACCCAUCCAGACACCCCAGGACAGGCAGACAGACAGACCAAGCAGACAAGCAUCGAGCAGGCAUCCCGCGACUUGUCCAACCAACCAACCAACCGCCCGUCAGUCAGUCAGUCAGUCCACCUCCUCCGCCGCCAGUCGAAGCGAGAAAAAGAGGGUGUCGUCAAGCGAGCCUCUUCCGCCCUGGCAGGGCUGCUCCACCACUUGGAAUACCCGCCGUCCUCUAACCGUCGCUCGAAGCAAGUCCUUACUCUGUCACGCCUGAACCAAAGAAGAAAACGACCGCCAGGGGAUGCACAUAAUCUCCCGUCCUCAAAGUUCCAGCUAGGGAGGAGGGCCAAAAAGCAAGACAGCCAACCGACCAGGCGGAUAUCCAGGUUCAUUUCUCCUACCGACGCCCCUUGUCCUUGGGGCUUGCUGGCCGGGGAAGAUGGAUAUCAGCGGGUAACUAACAAGCAGCCUAGCAUUGAAAGUACGGAUGCUGAGUCCUGUAUUGUAAGUAGUAUGUAG
This is a messenger RNA of Trichophyton benhamiae CBS 112371, 561 nucleotides long. RefSeq lists its product as uncharacterized. Bases 1 to 561 code for a protein of 186 amino acids. The record is from RefSeq and is a predicted model, not a curated record. The transcript has a single exon. NCBI's taxonomy places the organism in Eukaryota, Fungi, Ascomycota, Eurotiomycetes, Onygenales, Arthrodermataceae.